This is a messenger RNA of Ostrea edulis (European flat oyster), 3268 nucleotides long. RefSeq names its product phosphatidylinositol-glycan-specific phospholipase D-like. Gene Ontology annotation, molecular function: GPI anchor phospholipase D activity. The record is from RefSeq and is a predicted model, not a curated record. Gene Ontology annotation, cellular component: extracellular matrix; extracellular region. The transcript is spliced from 24 exons. The coding region runs from base 31 to 2604 and encodes 857 amino acids. NCBI's taxonomy places the organism in Eukaryota, Metazoa, Mollusca, Bivalvia, Ostreida, Ostreidae.
AAACUGUAGGUUUUGUCAUGUGAUUUCAAAAUGUCGGCACAGAAUGUUUUACAAAUAUUUCUCUGUUUUCAAAGUUUUCUGAUAUUUUUAUCAGUGACAAAUCAUUUUACACAUGGAUGUGGUGUGAUAACUCAUACCAUAAUAGUGGAAAGAGCGAAAUACAGCUUUCAGGAAAGUUCUCGAUACAGAAAGCUUAUGGAGAUUCAUCAAGAUGCAUUUUAUGGAGGAGCCCCCUAUCCAGACUCUUUCUAUGAUGACAUUUGUUUCAAAGGUAUAUAUCAUGGUGUAUCAGAGGACACCCACUGGGGGGAAUUCCUGAAUGCUACCAUUAACUACAUCAACAAACAGCCCAAGCCUUGGGAUGUGGCAACAGAAAAAUUAUUUGUCUUCAUGAUGGCUUUCAUGUCACAUCAAGUCGCUGACAUAACAUGGCACAGCCUGUAUCUAGACCAGGGCUUCUUACCCACCAUGGGAUAUAUGAAUUUCCAUGGUUCAUAUUCAGAAGCUCACCCUGUCGGAGACUUUGGUGGAGAUGUGUGGAAUGCUUAUACUAUGCUGUCAAAAGAUGAUACCCUCUACCCUGAAAAAUACUGGUAUGUCCCUGUGGAUGAUCUUUACAACAUUUAUCGGGAAUUCUAUGGACAAACAAGAAUUGAUAAGGACGUCAUCACACUCUGUUCAUCACAACUGUUGCUGGAAGGGAUAGCAGAAGUUUUGCUUGGAGCAGAGGCUUUCCUUACAAUAGCCAAUGACAGCAACUUUUUGAUAGACAAUAUGAUGGAAUAUUUUCAAGGUGGACUGAUGGAUAUGGCCAGCUUAACGACGAGAAAAUGGAAUGACGCCAUUACCAUGAUUGAGAAAGGAACACGAGCUUGUGAUGUACCUCACAGUACAGUGUUCAUCAACUGCUCGAAAUCGACAGUUAAAACACGGUACAGAUCACAAAAGAUCAACAAGUUAUCCUUCCGAAAACCCAGGCUGUAUGGUCUUACCACGGAGGAUCUCAUCAUUACACCCGUCCUCAGAGGGGUCAAAGUUCAGAUGACAGAGAAGUUGAAGUCCAAAGUAGCUGAGUCACAGAAAAAAAGCAGCUAUCUCCACAGAAAGUACUCUGCUGACUUGUAUCCAGCACACGCCAGACAACCAAAUUUUACCAUCGACUUCCGAAGUUCCAGGAGUUACUCACAGUUAGGAUGGUCAGUGGUUGCUAAGGACCUGGAUAGUGAUGGCAAUGAAGACCUAGUGAUUGGUUCUCCUGGCCACAGCGACAGUAAUGAGCCCCAGAGAGGGCGGGUCUACAUACUGUACAGUGGAAGUCGUGGAUUGGAGACCGGCGGACAUCCCUAUGUAGACAUAGAUGAUAAAACCCUGGGGUACAACAGAAUACUGGAGGGAAAUUCAGGGGAAUAUUCCAGAUUUGGUUACGCUGUUGCCGUGCUAGAUGUUAACCUGGAUGGUAAUAUGGACAUAGCAGUGUCUGCCAGCUCACUCAGUUACAAAGGUUUACUGGAUUAUAAUGGUAUUAUUUAUGUGUAUUUUGGAUCAGGGGGUCAAAGGUCAUGGAAAACCCAGCCUGAUUUGGUCAUCACGUGUCAGCUGCAGUUUUGUAACCUCGGUUCCUCUCUGACAUCGAUAGACUUGAAUAGUGAUGGGAAGGACGACCUUCUGAUAGGGUCACCGUUUGCUAGCGUUAAAAAUAGGACUCAGAAUGGCAUGGUAACUGCACUGUUGUCAUCAAAAAGUCUGGUUUCAGGCACAGUUAUACCAGCUGAAAAGUUACUCCAAAACUGGAUGUUAUUUGGUAAUCAGUCUUACAGCUGGUUUGGGAGUAAACUAACGACCAAGAAAGAUAAACUGAUGGUUAGUCAACCUUUCUUCAGAAUAUGCUCAAGUUGUGAGAACUACUCACCCACCGAUGUCCAAAGUGUUGGAAAAUUAAGCAUCUAUUCCACUGGACAGAGUAUGCCCACAUCCCCUGGAUUGACCAUCACAGGCCGGAGAAGAUUGGAAAUGGCUGGCUACAGCAGUGAUAUAGGGGACCCGUUCGGUAACGGAUCCUUCGUUGUUGCCGUGGGGUUGCCGGGGAUGGACGUGGAAGGGAGAACGUAUGCCUCCUCUGAGAACUUCGUUCAAGGAGGCGGAGUUCUGCUGGUGAACUCGGACAUGCAGGAAAUAGCUUUCUACACGGGAGAUAGGAUGUUCAGCAGAUUUGGAAGUGUUGUCAAGUUCAGUGAUAUUAAUGGGGAUGGCAUAGAAGAUCUAUUGAUUUCAGCCUCAUUCCGAAACGACAACCCGAACAUUCUUAUCAACUCACGAAUAAAUGGAAAGGUGUAUGUGUUCUACGGGGGCAGAAAUUUUCGAAUGAACAAUGCUACCGUUAUCCCAGAUUGUGGGAUUAUCUCCCCCUGUCCUGCAGAAGUAGCCAAUCAAACGUUAGGCUCUGGUUUGGAUUUUAAAACAGACUUUGGACACACAGUCACAGUCCUGAGAGCCAAGGAACAGAUUCAGGUGAUCAUAUCUGCCCCUAGGAAUGGAGACGGUGUAAAAUCAGAUGUCAAACAAUCCGGAAAUGUUUAUGUGUACAACACAAAAGUCGAAUCAUAGUGCCAAACUAGAAAAGACAGUCGUGAAAAAUCUCAUUAUUCCAUAACUAAUGCUGUGAUAUAUACGCGAGUUAAUUUAUUCAUCAGUUUUUAUCAGUGAAAUUGUGACAGUGAAUAUCUGUAUCAUGAUCAUUGAAUUUACAAGUUUUGAUAGUAAAUAAUGAUGAGUGGGUUUUUUUUGUAUGUUUAUAUUUUUAAGAUUUUUAAUUGUAUGCUUACCAUAACUUAUCUCAUUCCAAACAACCACGACUGUGUUCGUCUGCUACGACUUUUAGUCCAGUGUCACAUUUUGAUGUUACUGUUGAUAUUUUUAUGUAAUUUAAUGCAUACAGAGGGUGCAUAUUCAGCUUUAUUAUUCAAACUGUUGUCAUUUCAACAACAAAUGUGAGAAAAUUUCAUUGAUAUUUCAUUAAUAAAGAAGAUCUGUGAAUGUUGAAUGUGAGUGAACGGAAUGAUGUGACCAGGUAGUUCAUUUGUUCAGUUGAAAUGUGGUGGUCUCCAAUACUUGUGUUGAUAAGCAGAAGACUGGCUGGCAUUGUGACCGUUUUGUAUGCCUUAUACUGUAUACACAAUAUACUGUAUAUAUCUAUUGUUAUGACAAUGACUUUCCUCUUUUUUAUUGUUGACAAUCUUAAAACUUGUUUCAAUAAAUUCUUUUCAUGAAA